Molecule: messenger RNA, 5721 nt
Organism: Odontomachus brunneus
Lineage: Eukaryota; Metazoa; Arthropoda; Insecta; Hymenoptera; Formicidae
Gene: Ret
Product: proto-oncogene tyrosine-protein kinase receptor Ret
Exons: 19
Coding region: 158-3733 (1191 amino acids)
Biological process (GO): multicellular organism development; homophilic cell-cell adhesion; protein phosphorylation
Cellular component (GO): plasma membrane; axon; signaling receptor complex
Molecular function (GO): transmembrane receptor protein tyrosine kinase activity; ATP binding; calcium ion binding
Source: RefSeq, a predicted model, not a curated record
UAUUCAAUCGAGCUCUCGUCGGUGUUGCGUUAUUUACUUUCGAAUUGCAUAUACGCGAGUGUCAGUGUCACGUGUGAAUAUCGAGAAUGCCGCGGCGGAACAGACGAACAGAAUUCAGGAUGUUGGACUGGGAAUCCAGGAUGCCGGGGCACGAACUAUGACACAUCAUAUAUUUCAAGGUCUCUAUUUCCCGCAAUCAAAUUUGACUCUAAGGCUCCCGUACUUGGCGCGACAGAGCGCGGUAGUUUCACUGGAGGUGAAACUGAUCGACCUGAGGACCCUUCGGAACGACUAUGGGGCAGCGAAAAACGCCAAGUAUCAGCUGUACACAAACUCGCGGAAGUUCGCGAUCCAGCAGAACAGUAUCGUGUUGCAGGGUCUCAAAAAAAAUGGCGUCGAUACUGUCAUCGUCGAAGCGAGCGAGGAGGGUUUUGGUAAGGCGGUACUCGAUAUACAAGUGCAACCAGUGGCAGUGACAGCGGAAACGAUCAACUGUACGGACUUUUUGCAGGACAUGUGCUUUUGGAACACUUCCAUAUACAAGAUUUACGAGAAUCAACCAGUCACCAUGAUUGGCACGUUCGGCCCGGAGGCGUACGGCUACGUGUGUCCCGAAUUCAACGUCACCAGAUAUGAGUUAUUGAAUGGAAAGAACUACUUUCACACCGUCGACGGCAAGUUGUUCGCGAACGCAUCCUUGGAUCGGGACGUCCGGGGCCCACCCGGAGGACCCGGGCCUCGCGUCAUAGUCAAGGUGAACUGCGUCGUUUGGGAGUCGACCGGCCGACAAUACACGCAGACGAGAGACAUCACAAUCGAUAUCCUGGAUCAAAACGACAAUCCGCCCGUCGUGCAGGGCAACAAAUCCAUCGCCAUGGAGCUCCGGGACUUCACCGUGGGCGACUUGUUGAUCAACAACCUGAUCCUGACGGACGCGGACGCGAUGACUACCAACCAGUACAGCCUCAACCUGCUCGGGGAAGCUCACGACGCCUUCAACAUCAGUUACGACACCUUGCCAAUCGAGCAUGAAAAGCGGCCGAAAGACGUGCCUUCUACUGCUAUUAUUGUCAGGAUCCACGCCGGAAAGACGCUGCUGCCGAAGUCGCCGUGCCGCGUGCUUCUGCGAGCUGUCGACGAGUCGCUUCUACCGAAUUACGGGCCGAAUGUGCUGCUCGUUAAUCUGACAUUCACGGGCCCGGUGCACCAAACUUUCAUGACCACGAAGUCGGCGACCCCGACGACACAAGAGCCGGUCACGUUUCCGACGAGCGUGGAGAUCGCGCGAAUCUCGCCCAGAUACUUUCGCGUGACGGAACCAGCCGUGAAGCUGCAGUCCUCGCGAACUUUCAUCCUGUACGGCUCGAGCGCCUUCAACGUCACUCAGCGGAGCGGCAUCGUCUACGUGUCGAACGAGACAUUGCUGCGCUCUGAGCAAACCUCUAUUAUCUUACUGAAAUUAAAAUGGGGCGAAGAGAAGCGCGCCGAGUGGAUGCUGCUAGUGAAUCUGAUCGACGUGCCGCCGUCGAAGACCAACACUUGCAAGCCGACUCAGAAAGAGAUGCACUCAUGCGCGAACGCACAUUCGUACGACCAAUGCGUGCAAUCCUGCGGAACAGCCAGUGGAGUCUUCAGUAACGGCAGUUUCGUCGGUCGAUGCGCUUGGAGAGGUGACGACAGCAACGAAACCAUCGCCUUUCAGAUGUCGGACUAUUAUUCCACCUGCUCACCGACUCUGGCUUACUGUCCCGACAACGAGUGCGACGAGCUGGAGAGCAGCGAUUCGCGCAUAUGCCCGCAGGAUUGCGUCGCCAAAUCGGACGUGCAUUUUGCGGAGUCCAACGAGGACGGCCGCGGCAUAAAGACAGGCUUAGGUAUCUGCGCCUGCAACGAUCUGCUCAAGUGUACUUGUGGACCCGACACUUUUCGCCACGUGAACAACGUGCCCGGCGUCAAAGAGAAGCGACUGGGCGCCGGAAAAUUACGCGAUCGUGACAACGAGGUCGUCGUGUCCGGCGCGCGCAAAGUGUCCAGCAAUCCGUGUGGUCCUACAUGUAUGAUGGGUGUUAUCGGGGCCAGUCUGUUUGUAUUGAUUGUGAUCGUUGGGUCUUUCGUCAUGUGGCGGUACAGGAGGGCGGCGAAGGGCGCACGGCGGGAAUGCAAACACAGGGUGGACGAUGCAGCGAAUGGUAUUGGCAUUCUACCGUCCGACUACAUCGAUCGUGGUGACGGUCUCUUAAUCGGUCUGGAUACUUUCACGGCGGCGAAUCGUCAUCUGUUGCUGCCCAAGACUUGUCCGCCGGAUCCAAAGUGGGAGUUCCCGCGAUCGCGCCUGACGAUCGAGCAGGUGCUGGGCGAGGGCGAGUUCGGGCGCGUGCUGCGCGCCAAAGCCGUCGACAUCGGUGGAUGGCCCGGGCCCACGACCGUGGCGGUGAAGACCCUGAAGGAGGACGCGUGUGCCUCCGAGUUGGCCGAUCUGCUGUCCGAGUACCAGCUGCUGAAGGAGGCGCAGCAUCCGAACGUGAUCAGGCUGCUAGGCGCUUGCACGACGCCGGGCGCGCCGGUCUACCUCAUCAUCGAAUUCGCCGAAUUCGGCUCCUUACGCAACUAUCUCAGACGCAGCCGGAACCUGAAGACGGAAGGAAGAACCGUCUGCUCGGCGUCUUUGCCUUCCGCUUCGCUGGGCAACCACGCCGGCGAGGAGCUGCGAUGUGCUGAUAACGCGUCGAACUACACGAUAACGCCCCACGAUAUCCUCUCGUUCGCUUGGCAAAUAAGCAAAGGGAUGGCGUACCUGGCCGAUAUUAAGUUGGUGCAUCGGGAUCUUGCGGCGAGGAAUGUUUUGCUCGCCACCGGGAAGGUCUGCAAGAUCUCGGAUUUCGGCCUGACACGCGACGUCUACGAGGACGACGCGUACUUGAAGCGGAGCAAGGGGCGAGUGCCCGUGAAAUGGAUGGCGCCGGAAUCCCUGGCUGACCAUGUGUACACCAGCAAAUCGGACGUUUGGAGCUUUGGCGUGCUCCUGUGGGAGUUGGUCACGUUAGGAGCCUCGCCGUAUCCUGGAGUGGACGUACAUAAUCUCUACAAUCUUUUGAAGACCGGCUACCGUAUGGAGAGGCCGGUCAACUGCUCGCAGCAAUUGUAUAAGCUGAUGAUGUCCUGUUGGCAUCUGGAGCCCGGCAUGCGACCGUCCUUCAAGGAACUGACAUGCCAUUGGGAGCGCAUGCUGGAGGAUGGUGUCGAGUAUCUCGAUCUUAAUCCACGUACCGUCCAUAAUCAGGCCUAUUUCGAGUCAUUGCAUUCCUUGGGCAGGACGGAUGAUUCCGACGACGAUCUGAUGGGCAACAGGACUGUUAGCAAACUGAAGACGGAUACCGUCAACUACCUCGGCAGGAUGUCUUCCGAGCCGGUCACCAAAUGCGACAAGGUAGACAAGCUGCAGGCGCUCUGGCAGAUGUCCAUAACGUCUUUUCCCGAGGAACCUAUCAAGUCCCCUUAUGUGAAUGACCGACAUGAACGACCUGCGAGCCUCAACACCAAUCACUACGAGAGUCCCAUUAAAUUGAGAAACACCAGUGUGAUCAGCAACAGUGAAAACGACCUGAAAGUAACCACCCAGGAACGUCCCCAGUCCUAUAUCGACAUGGAAGGGAAGAAAUCAGCGGAGACGGAGGACCUGUUGGUGUUCGGAAGCAUGGAUGACGACAAGAACGACAAUAACGUGACGAAUUGAGCGACCUAAUCUCGCACACUGGACGUCCGACAAAUGAAAAGUUUCCAAAAUCGAAUCAAGAUACAUGCUCGAUUGUCUGAAUCUCAACGUGUUCUCGAUGUUUUCGAGCGGAUGCACGAUGAAUGGCAAGGAAACCCGACGAAGCAGUGAUAUCAAUCACACGAAUCGCACGACAGAGAAAUAUAUUUAUCUAACGUGGCAAAAGGAAGCCUAAGAGAGAAAAAUGUAUGAAGUGAUUUCAUUGAAACGAAAACUGCCAUUUUUUAUGGCAAUUUUAUGGCAAGGAGCGCGAUGGUACGAUUAGAUCGGAGAAUUUGCAGCGGUGACUACUCCGCAACGGAGUUGAGCACCGCCGGAAGGAUUCCUGAAGAAUUUCCGGAGAAUUCUUGAACAAUUCCCGGAGAAUUCUUCAGACGACCGAACGGAGCGCUCUACUGAGACUUGAGAAUGGACUGUAUGCAGAAGAGAACGAGUGCUAUAUAUAGCGAGUAAAAAUCAGUAAAUAAUUUAUCCUAUUUUUAUGUACUUAAAGUUGUGCGACUGUUUGUCGAUCAGCAGUGGUAAGGCCGCUUUUACUACUUAAUACCGAUAGUUACGCAUCGUAAUAAAUCACUCACGCGGUUUCUCGACGAGGGCCAUUGAGUUCCCCGAUCGGCGUUAAGUGUCUUCUGUGUAUCACACUAAGUGACUGUGAUUUGAAGUUUGAGAGUAGUUUGCUCAUUCAAAGCGACCAGCUUCCUUACGAUCUACAAGCGCUACGUACAGGGUGACCCGAGCCAAGAACUUUCUUAAAAGGGUCGUUUCUCAAUCGGCAAUCUUCUUAACAAAAAACUUAAUUCGUUGUCAUAAGAUCCAUGACUUUAUGUUCCUUCAACUGUUUCUUCUUUUUUGCAUCAAAGAUGCGCGGUCUUCCAUCGAGUUUUCCUUGACAAACGCUCGCGAGGGCGAGAUUAGACACGACAAGAGUGAGGCACCCUGCACGCAGCCACCGGGAUUUGAAACUUGAACUUCCUGUCCCCUCGCCGUGAUCAUCUUGAUUGAUGAUGUCAAAAGUGAGGAAAUGCAUGCCCGAAAUUUCUGCAAAGCACAUCGAAAUAAAAAGACAUUUAAGAAAUAACUUGUAAUUGAUUAAGCACACUUCUCAAAUAUUCCGAACUCAAACUUUCCUUUUGCUCUGACAAUCAAUAAAUGACCGAAAAAUAUAACAAAAAUUAACGUGACAUGCUACCUUCCUUUUUAACCUACAUUUUGUCAUUAUUCUGUCGCCUUAAUUUCACGAUUAUUUAUUGAUCAUUAGAGCAAAAGGAAAGCGUUCGCAGUACUUUAGAGGUGGACUUAAUCGAUUGUAAGUCAUUGUUUGCAUAUGUCUUUUUAUUUCGACGUGCAGGAAUUUGAGCACGCACUUCCUCGCUUCUAACGUCACCAAUUAAAAUAGUCACGGCGAAGAGCAAGAAGUCUUAAUCGUCACGCUUCCCUCGAAACGAGAUACCUUUUACUAUCGCACUAGCUUUUUGUGGCUUUCGUGUGCCCGGCGCAACAGAGCAGAUCGCACAAUGCGACGCACGAGUAGCGGAAGUACGAGUGGCAUUUUUACGAGACGCGUGUUGCGCGAACUGACGGCCGCAGCACGACGACACCAUAUCCGAAGAAGACUGUGUUUUGCCGUACCUCACCGAGAGAACGAAGUCGUCCUUUUUGUAUUUAUGUAUAAAUGCAACAUUCCACGAGACUAGGCUAGUUGUUUCGUCGCGCGAGCACGACGCUCGCGUCUGAUUUUUCAUCUUGCGACACUACGCGUUUAGUGUACUUUCCGGUUUUUUCUCUCUUUCUCUUCCUUUCGUUACCACUCUCCGACGCGCUGAUUCACGACGAAGAUAUCGUAGCGCAAGCGCGUUGCGAGUCGGUUGAUCUAUAUAUAAUUGUGCCAUAUUAAUUUCUUGUAAUUAAUAUAUUACGGAAUUACGUAUAAAAACGCUUUCACAACGGUG